Messenger RNA from Pseudocercospora fijiensis CIRAD86, 3990 nucleotides. RefSeq lists its product as uncharacterized. Gene Ontology annotation, molecular function: ATP hydrolysis activity; ATPase-coupled monoatomic cation transmembrane transporter activity; P-type ion transporter activity. NCBI's taxonomy places the organism in Eukaryota, Fungi, Ascomycota, Dothideomycetes, Mycosphaerellales, Mycosphaerellaceae. The coding region runs from base 1 to 3990 and encodes 1329 amino acids. The record is from RefSeq and is a predicted model, not a curated record. The transcript has 2 exons. Gene Ontology annotation, biological process: intracellular calcium ion homeostasis. Gene Ontology annotation, cellular component: membrane.
AUGGUCCAAUGCCGAUGCGACAGAGACACCCCGUCUCCCACCCUGGAUGAGAUCUUUUCUGGGCCCAUGUCUGAAAGCGUGCCGACCGCCUCCAGCUCCUUCUUCCAUAGGCGAUCGAGGAGAGAUUCGACGGCCAGCUUUGCCUUUUAUGAGGAAGAGCGCGACUUCGAUGAGGAGGAGUAUGCGGAAGAGGCGCUGAUCAUUGGGGAAGAGGGCCUGGAGAGCCAGAGUCUGAAUGGCGAGAACACAUUUCUUGAGCCAGAAAUGGACCGAGACCUUGAGAACGGGUACGAGAAUGGUUCGAUAGCUUCGCCUAGGCCACGAAAUGGUAGCAAAGGGUCGGGUGAUUCAAGAACCUCAAGGAGUUCAAGAGGCGCUCGCAGAUCAGAAGACUCUACCCGGCAUUCGUUACAGAGUCCUCUCUUGAGACGGCACCACUCCGAGGGAUCAGAGACGAGUGGUUUCCGCGUCGGUGGCAGGAUCAGCCAGAAAAUCUACAUCUUGACCGAGGACAUGACUAUCGUGGCCACAGGUUUCAAGACAUCGCUAUUUGGCUUCGCAUUGUACUCGGCACUAUCUCUCUGCACUGGUGGGGUGGCGUACUUACUCCUGCGCUGGCUUCCACGAUGGUACGUGAAGCUCGUAGGUAGGCAAACGCCGCUGGGCGAGUGCGACUGGGUCGUCAUUGAAAAUCAAUGGGGAGAGAUGGAGGUCAAGGACUUGAGCAAACAGGAAUUUGGCCAAUCUCUGUCACAAGUCUUUGGCGUCAGCAAAGCCAAGUGGCAGGACUACGACGAAUAUGAUGAUCCAAUUCUCGACGAGUUGCGCAUCCUCGAUUACCGCUACAUUCGGUUCGCAUACCACCCAUCAAAGGACAAAUUCGUACUUGGCAAUACUUGGAAGGAUCCUGCUUGGACAAACAUCACCGCUGUACGAGCAGGUAUCGAUGGUGAUGAGCAGGGCAUCCGAGAGCGCAUCUUUGGCAAGAAUGCGAUUGAAAUUCAGCAGAAGACCAUUGGUCAGCUCCUGAUGGACGAGGCUUUCCACCCAUUUUACGUCUUCCAGAUCGCCAGCAUUAUUCUGUGGUCCCUGGACUCGUACUACUACUAUGCCGCCUGCAUCUUUGUCAUCUCUGUAGUCAGUGUCACAACCACUCUCAUCGAGACGAGAGCGACCAUGAACCGAUUGCGAGACAUUGCGCGCUUUGAGUGCGACAUUCGCGUGCUUCGCGGCGGUUUCUGGCGCUACGUGGACUCGAGCGAGCUUGUGCCGGGAGACGUCUACGAAGUCACGGAUCCCAAUCUUGGUCAAUUCCCAUGCGACAGCAUACUUCUAUCAGGUGACUGCAUCGUCAAUGAAAGCAUGCUUACAGGUGAAUCUGUGCCAGUCUCCAAGACUCCAGGUUCAGACGACACUCUAGAGAUGCUGAAUUUGAGCGCAUCCACGAUUCAUGCCGAUGUCGCCAAGCAUAUGUUGUUCAGCGGUACGAAGAUCAUUAGAGCUCGACGACCACAGGAUGACAAGAGUGACGAGGCUGCUGCCUUGGCCCUUGUGGUCAGAACUGGGUUCAAUACCACCAAAGGCGCCUUGGUCCGAUCGAUGCUCUUCCCCAAGCCCUCCGGAUUCAAGUUCUAUCGAGAUUCCUUUCGAUACAUCUCCGUCAUGGCAGUCAUUGCUGGAAUCGGUUUCAUUGCCUCGCUCGUCAACUUUAUUCGUCUCGGAUUGGAAUGGCACCUCAUUGUCGUUCGCGCAUUGGACCUCAUCACGAUCGUUGUUCCGCCAGCACUCCCUGCGACUCUUACCAUUGGCACCAACUUUGCGCUCAGUCGUCUAAAGGGCAAGCAGAUUUUCUGCAUUAGCCCGCAGCGUGUCAAUGUUGGUGGCAAGAUCGAUGUCAUGGCAUUCGACAAGACAGGAACUCUUACUGAGGAUGGCCUCGAUGUUCUGGGUGUACGCGUUGUCUCGCGCCCGGCUAAUAGAUUCAGCGAUCUGUUGACCGAGUCGCAUACCCUGCUACCUGGUGCUCAGUAUGAACGAGAUCCUACCAUGGACUACAAUGCCAACAAGGCAAUCUUAUACACCAUGUCAACUUGCCAUUCGCUCCGUAUCGUGGAUGAUGAAUUCAUUGGCGACCCGCUUGACCUUAAAAUGUUCGAAUGGACCGGCUGGCAGUAUGAGGAAGGUGCUGAGCCAACGGGCGAAGAAGAAGAAAACAAUUCGCUUGUGCCUUCCGUCGCUCGACCACCACCUGGCAUGGAAUUCGAUCUCGAUGAAGAGCAAGGCACUCCCGAAAGCCGAAGAGCAAUCGAGCUCGGUGUCAUGAGGUCUUUCGAAUUCGUGUCGCAGCUUCGCCGUGCUAGCGUUGUUGUACGACAAAUGGGCGGCAAAAGUGCAGACGUCUUCGUCAAAGGCGCUCCUGAAGCAAUGAAGACCAUCUGCAAGCCCGAGAGCUUCCCUCCUGACUACGAUGAUCUGUUGGCAUAUUACACCCAUCGUGGCUACCGUGUGAUCGCAUGCGCAACAAAGCACAUCUUCAAAUUCAACUGGCUCAAACUACAAAAGCAGAAGCGAGAUCAGGUUGAGUCUGACCUCGACUUUGCUGGCUUCAUCAUCUUCGAGAACAAGCUGAAAGAAAGCACAACGAAAAUCAUCGAGGAACUCCGCGAUGCCAACAUUCGCACUGUGAUGUGCACCGGAGACAACAUUCUUACUGCCAUCAGUGUGGCCAGAGAGUGCAGCCUCAUCGACAAGACUGCGCAUUGCUUCGUCCCACAUUUCGUUGACGGUGAUGCGCACACGGCACUUUCCAAGCUGUGCUGGGAAUCGGUCGACAAUCCGGUCUACCAGCUUGAUGAGAACACUUUGAAGCCAUUACCACCGCCAGCCGAGCACGACUCUUCGCUACCAUACGACGUCACCAAUCUUCGUAAUUACUCCGUGGCCGUGUCUGGCGAUGUGUUCCGCUGGAUGGUGGAUUUUGCAUCGCCUAAAGUCCUGCGAGAAAUGCUUGUCGUCGGCCAAGUCUUUGCACGCAUGUCGCCAGAUGAAAAGCACGAGCUCAUCGAAAAGCUCCAAAGCAUCGAUUACUGUGCCGGCUUUUGCGGUGAUGGUGCCAACGACUGCGGUGCCCUCAAAGCAGCAGAUGUUGGCAUCUCGCUUUCCGAGGCCGAAGCGUCCGUGGCUGCUCCUUUCACAAGUCGUGUCUUCGAUAUCUCCUGUGUCCCGUCGGUCAUACGCGAAGGCCGUGCCGCGCUCGUCACCAGCUUCAGCUGCUUCAAGUACAUGUCCCUGUACUCGGCCAUUCAGUUCACGUCGGUCAGCUUCCUCUACGCCUCUGCCAGCAACCUCGGCGAUUUCCAAUUCUUGUACAUUGAUCUACUCCUCAUCCUCCCGAUCGCCAUCUUCAUGGGUUGGACGGGACCAUAUCCCGAACUCUCCCGAAAGCGACCUACCGCCAGUCUGGUCAGCCGAAAAGUCCUCACUCCACUGCUAGGACAAAUCGUUCUUUGCGUGGUCGUGCAAUUCAUCGGAUGGUGGUUUGUACGACAACAGCCCUGGUACCAACCACCCAUCAUCGACCCGGAGCACUCCAACAGCUUGAACUCAGAGAACACGGCAUUAUUCAACAUUUCAUGCUACCAGUACAUCCUCUCCGCCAUUGUACUUUCCGUCGGCAAGCCAUUCCGGCAAUCCAUGCGACACAACUUACCCUUCGUGAUCACCAUCCUAGUCGCACUUGCCAUUUCAAGCUACAUGCUCUUCGACCCUGCUCCAUGGGUUGAAGGUUUGAUGGAGUUGACGUGGAUGAGCGUCAGUUUUCGUUUAUUCGUCCUUGCGCUGGGGAUCGGUGGGUUUGCAGUAUCGUACGUGGCUGAGAGACAGCUGUUUCCGCAUUUGGCGAGAUUGAUUGGGAAAGUCAAGCAGAGGAUGAGUAAGACGCCGAAGAAGAGGAAGGAGUAUAAGAUUAUCGCGGAGGACAUGCGCAUAUGA